AUGAGAGUGUUGAUAGAUCAGGGGAGUGGUGCUGAGGUGAUGUAUCUCGACCUAUUCAAAGGGCUCGGCCUGAAGAAUGAAGAUCUCUCUAGGUACGAUACACCCCUGAUGGGGUUUGAUAGCUGUAUGGUGAUCCCAGAAGGGCAGAUCUCGCUUCCUGUGAAUAUGGAAGGUAAGGAGGUGAUGGUAAUGUUCAUAGUGGUCGCUUCUUUCUCUCCGUACACUGCGAUCCUUGGAAGGCCGUGGAUUCAUGCAAUGGGGGCUGUACUGUCCACCCUACAUGUAAAGGUCAAGUUUUGCACUGAGCAGGAAAUUACCAUAGUAAGGGGCAAUCAACAAGUGGCCAGGCAGUGCUUGGUAGCUGCAAUUGACCAAGGAAUCAAGCAAAAGGAGUCAACCAAGGAGACUCCCUUAUAUGUGAAGGAUGAAAAGAGGAUAGAGAUGUUGCUAUUUCUUGUGCAGAACGUAGACGUGUUCACUUGGAGCUCGUAUGAGGUGCUCGGGGUGGACCCCGAGUUCAUAGUUCACAAGCUCAACGUGGAUCCCUUAUACCUGCCUAAGAAGCAGAAGCCGAGGAGAUCGGCUAAGGAGCACAUCGAUGUUGUUAGGCAAGAGAUCAAGAGAUUGAAGGAAGUUGGGGCUAUCAAGGAGAUUUUCUUCUCGGAGUGGCUCGCAAAUACCUUGGUGGUAAAAAAGAAGAACAGUAAAUGGAGGGUCUGCGUUGACUUUACUGACCUGAACCGAGCGUGUCCAAAGGAUCCUUUUCCCAUGCCGAAGAUUGAUCAGUUGGUAGAUGCCACCUAUGGGCACCCAAGGAUGAGCUUUUUGGACGUUUUUCAAGGUUAUCAUCAGAUUGCCCUAGCUGCCGAGGACCAGGAGAAGACAACAUUUAUAAUCUCAAUCACCGGGCGGGCGGAAAUCUAA
Molecule: messenger RNA, 924 nt
Organism: Quercus robur (English oak)
Lineage: Eukaryota; Viridiplantae; Streptophyta; Magnoliopsida; Fagales; Fagaceae
Exons: 2
Coding region: 1-924 (307 amino acids)
Source: RefSeq, a predicted model, not a curated record